Molecule: messenger RNA, 471 nt
Organism: Entrophospora sp. SA101
Lineage: Eukaryota; Fungi; Glomeromycota; Glomeromycetes; Entrophosporales; Entrophosporaceae
Source: the annotation of a GenBank genome assembly
AUGUAUUUACCAUGUUCAAGAACUGCAACACUUAAUACCAAUGUUAGCCAGUUGAAUGCAUUUUCACCAAUUAAAAAUCAUAUCAAUGAAUUGUUUAACUAUGCUCACCCACAUCAAUAUGGUGAGCUUACAACAGAAACAUUGAAACACAAUCCUUAUCAACCUUUUAAUAAUAAAAGAAGAAGUGGAUCAAAACUAGUUUCAAUGAAUAAUCAAGAUCCAGACCAAAACUCUUCAAAUUUAUGGAAUUUACUGAAAGAUUAUCUUAAGAGAGUUAUCCUGGCUAAUGAAUACCCUGUCACUUUUGUUCCCUUUAUUGCUCAUCCUGAGAUAGAAAAGGAUAUUUGUGAAAUUAUACAUUUGAACUUGAUGAGCUUAUUCUCACCCCGAUCUCAAGAUUACUGUGGUAUUGUCAUUUCUGGUGGAAGUGAUACUGGAAAAACUCAUAUUGGAUUUGAAACUGAGAAUAUU